GCGCCGAUUGAGUAGGAGCACUCUAUGAAUGCACGAAACUAACGACAUUCUAGUGAUCGGAUAUUAUAUUUGUUGGAAAAGCUCGUAAUAGCUAUUGCGGGAGUUGAAUCGUACGUUGGGAGCGUGAACGGGCUGGAGGAGUCGCUCAAACCGCUGCUAUGGUCGUCUUUGCCCUUUUUAUUGUCAAUAAGGCUGGUAGUCUGAUCUACCAGCGCGAUUUCGCGGAGGGGCUGUCGAAGCUCAGCACGAACGAAUACAUUAUCCUCGCCGGCACGUUUCACAGUGUCCACGCCCUCACCACCCGCCUACACCCCCUACAACACAACGCCCCCCGCGGCUCAUUACUCGACCGUCCAGAGCCGCCCUCAGGCAUCGAAGUCCUUGAGACGGAGAACUUCCGGCUACAGUGCUUUGAGACGCUGACAGGGACCAAGUUUCUGAUAUUCACGGAGCCGACGCAGCAGAAUGUGGAUUCGAUCCUCAAGAAGACCUACGAGUUGUACGCGGACUACGUUAUGAAGAACCCGUUUUACCAGGUCGAUAACCCGGUUAGGUGCGAGGUGUUUGAUCGGAAGCUGGUGGGGUAUGUGAGGCCGUUGAAUCAUAAGUAGGGGGGUGGUGGGGUGGGAAAAGGGGUGAUGAUUGUUGGGGAUUUUGGCGUUGAGGGCUCCUUUCAAGUCGGAAAAGGCCACACUCAUGGAGGGCUCUGAGGCAGAUAUAUAACUCCGGUGAACCCUCCAACCUAUCUAAUAGGACGGCCAUGCCUCAAUUGCCACGGUGUAUGUACCAACCAACACAUAAUCAUUCCUCGGGUCUCUACAUAGCCAAGCACUUAUUCCCCCCC
Molecule: messenger RNA, 844 nt
Organism: Pseudogymnoascus destructans
Lineage: Eukaryota; Fungi; Ascomycota; Leotiomycetes; Thelebolales; Thelebolaceae
Exons: 3
Coding region: 159-611 (150 amino acids)
Biological process (GO): endoplasmic reticulum to Golgi vesicle-mediated transport
Cellular component (GO): TRAPP complex
Source: RefSeq, a predicted model, not a curated record